Paramuricea clavata is the source of this 975-nucleotide messenger RNA. The record is from the annotation of a GenBank genome assembly. NCBI's taxonomy places the organism in Eukaryota, Metazoa, Cnidaria, Anthozoa, Malacalcyonacea, Plexauridae.
CCAUGCUCACUAUUCUGACCAACAUUGAUAACAACCUGUUUUCUUUUAGGCCAAUGCCUGACAUUACAUGGCAGAAAGGUACAUUGAAUAAAGGUACUCGAAAUCUGGUGAAUGGUCCAAAAUAUGUGAUGUCAAACUUCAAUAAAAGACUGACGAUAAAAAAUCUAAAUACAGCAGACAAUGGCAAUUAUGUGUGCACCAUUAGCAGGGCAGCAAACUCCAAGAUUCAUCAAGCUACUCUCACUGUUAUUGGUAAGCACAAAGCCAAAGCUUGGGAUUGAUAGGGAUGCAAACGCCUGAAAAAUACACUUUGAUAUUUUGAGCGAAGCCUUCACUGACUUCCCGACCAAGGGUCUUGACUUGGAACGUCGAAGUUCUCCUUGUAUUUUUCAGGCAAUUGUACACUUAUCAAUACGUGCACAGACUGCUAGAGAUUAUUUUUAAUAUAUCGUUUUGUAACAAGGUUGAUUCCAUUUUUUUCUAUUUUAGAAACUCCGGUUAUCAAAGACUUAUAUCCAGCAAACCAAGUACGUCACAUUGGCAAUUUUACCAUUCUAACUUGCAUGGUCACUGGGACAUUCAGCAAUGCCAGGUUCUCUGUCAACUGGUACAGAAAUGGUGUCAGACUGUCACAGAGCUCAAGGAUCACUAUGAGAUACAGGACACACGGGGGUUAUAGGAAUUAUACCCUCAAUGUGACCAAGUUGAAUAAAGAUGUAGACAGUGGAAUGUAUCAAUGUUUUGCCAAGAAUGAUGGUGGGGAAGACAUGGCUUAUACCGCGGUCAAUGUUCAGAGUAAGAGUGCACAGAUUUAUAUAAAUAGGUUGUCAUCGUCUGAGCUACUAUGAAAACAAUAUUCAGUGUAUUAGGUAGUAUUCUACAAUAAGCUGCUGUGGUUUGUGUCUGAACUACCUGAAAGAGAUAUCUCAAACGUGGUGGUCCAGUGUACGUAUUAUUCCACACUAAGCUGCCGUG